CAGAGAGAGAAUCUUGUUUACGGCAAAGGCAGCAACGCGAUGUGAGUGAGUGAGUAGUUUUUCUUUGAUUUUCCUCUCCUCUUAUUCUCUCUCUCUCUCUCUCUCUCAUCUUCGAGCUCCGAUGGCGAGCCUGUGGCGCGCGGCGACCGGCAUGACGGAGAAUCCGCCGGACUAUGACGGCGUGGAGUUCUGGUCGAACCCGGAGCGCACCGGAUGGCUGACGAAGCAGGGCGAGUACAUCAAGACGUGGCGGCGCCGCUGGUUCGUCCUGAAGCAGGGGAAGCUCUUCUGGUUCAAGGACGCCGCCAUCACGCGCGCCUCCCGCCCCCGCGGCGUCGUCCCCGUCGCCUCCUGCCUCACCGUCAAGGGCGCCGAAGACGUCCUCAACAAGCCGAACGCCUUCGAGCUCUCCACGCGCUCCGACACCAUGUACUUCAUCGCCGAUUCCGAGAAGGAGAAGGAGGACUGGAUCAACUCCAUUGGACGCUCCAUCGUCCAGCACUCCAGAUCCGUCACCGAUUCCGAGAUCGUCGAUUACGAUAACAAUAACAAUAACAACAACAAGCGCUGACCACGCGCUCUUCAUCCACGCGCCUCUUUCGGUCAAUUCUCCUUUCUCUUUUCCUUUUUUCUGUUUCUCUGUGAUUGUGUAUAUUAUUUCUAUUGCUAUAUCAAUCGCCGAUCGCGCUCGUUCUCGCGAGGAACUCUGUUUAUGUACCUGAACUGCUCUCAAACUGUAAUGUUUUAGGGUUUUGUGGACUCUGUUUUGGAGCGAACAUCGAACCUCUUUUCGAAUAUAUUGCUUUUCAAUUUCAACGAUAUUAGGCUAUAAUACAGAAAUGUACCUCAGACUCGGAGGUUUUCGA
Messenger RNA from Cajanus cajan (pigeon pea), 866 nucleotides. RefSeq names its product Pleckstrin homology (PH) domain superfamily protein. The record is from RefSeq and is a predicted model, not a curated record. NCBI's taxonomy places the organism in Eukaryota, Viridiplantae, Streptophyta, Magnoliopsida, Fabales, Fabaceae.